Messenger RNA from Grammomys surdaster, 1561 nucleotides. RefSeq names its product solute carrier family 12 member 1-like. Gene Ontology annotation, cellular component: membrane. The record is from RefSeq and is a predicted model, not a curated record. The transcript has 4 exons. Gene Ontology annotation, molecular function: sodium:potassium:chloride symporter activity. The annotation marks the transcript as partial. NCBI's taxonomy places the organism in Eukaryota, Metazoa, Chordata, Mammalia, Rodentia, Muridae. Gene Ontology annotation, biological process: sodium ion transmembrane transport; chloride transmembrane transport; sodium ion homeostasis.
AAUGGCUUCUCUCCUCAGCAAAUUUAGGAUAAAAUUUGCAGACAUCCAUAUAAUUGGAGACAUCAACAUUAAGCCAAACAAAGAGAGCUGGAAAGUCUUUGAAGAGAUGAUUGAACCUUAUCGGCUCCAUGAAAGCCACAAAGAUUUGACCACUGCUGAGAAAUUAAAAAGAGAAAGUCCAUGGAAAAUUACAGAUGCAGAACUGGAAGCAGUCAAGGAAAAGAGUUACCGCCAAGUUCGACUGAACGAGCUCUUACAGGAACAUUCCAGAGCUGCCAACCUCAUUGUGUUGAGCCUUCCAGUGGCAAGAAAAGGAUCUAUUUCGGAUUUGUUGUACAUGGCGUGGUUAGAAAUCCUGACCAAGAACCUCCCUCCUGUGUUACUGGUUAGAGGAAAUCACAAAAAUGUCCUGACAUUUUACUCUUAAAUCGUGAAGGAUGAGAAAUGUUGUACCUUGGUGUCUGAAUAAUUAUGAAACACAUCUGGUUCUUUGUGAUUUAAAACCUCUUCUAUGAAUAUACAAACCUCUGGAGGCUAGCCUACCCAAUUCUACAUAAAUGUUGUCUUUUUUAAAAAAGUUAUUAUUAAUGAGAGUUUUCCCCACUAGUUAAAAAAAAAAGCAUCAAAAGCUAUGGGACUCCUAGAAAAUCACUUUUCCGUUGUUGCUGAUAAAUAAGAAGUUAAUACAAGCUGGCUGACAUGCUUACAGGAUAUGCUAAUCUAGAUGUGCGCUCCAGGCAAACUUAAUCUCUUGUUUCUGCGGAGUCUGCUGCACAGCCCUGGUGCAGGCCAAGGGCCCACAGCAGGCUCUCCUUAAGUUCUUAUUGACAGGCUGGUCUGGGGAAGGCAGGUGGCUAUCAUAGGGAAAGGCCUGCUGGGUCAGUGGCCUGAUUCUGCUUGGCCUCCUGAGAAGUUUGUGAAGAUUUAAAAAUCAAUAUCUGGAAACUGUAAGAAGGACUAGAGCCUACGAAGUGUUCAAAGCAGUUACCUAAAUAAGGUUUAUUUAAUGCAGCAGAUAAUAAGCUUAACCUCUGAUCGCACGUAGCUUGCAUUUGUUGCUAGCUGGAGGUAUAUUAGGUAGGAGAGCAAGAGACGCAUGUUCCACUUAAAUGAAAUAGAGUCUUAACAUACAAAUAUCAAUUGUCUUUCUGGCUAAAUAUUUUGAAAUUUCUAUUUUAGUACUACUUUAUUUUUUUCUCUCUAAUUAAGUGGUUUGCAUAGAUGAAAUAAAAUCGAUGAUCUCAUUGAAAAUUAAUCUCACAGGUUUCCAAUCUACUAUUAAAAAUGUAUCCAGAUCCUACAUUUAUUUACUUUCUAAAUAUACAGGCAUAUGGGCUUUAUAGAAUACCUAAGAUAUAAAUGGAGAAACUUGUAAAAUUUAAAAAUACAGGUGCUGAUUUUUCUUCUUGUUAGUAUGUGUAUAUUAUUUAAUCACAGAAAAAAUGCUUAUAUGAUAAAUGGCUUAGUUUUGGUUUUGGUUUUCUCUUUUCUUGGCAUAUUUUGACUGUUCUAGGGAUGUUAAUGGGGGCUAAUUGACCUGAAAUAAAAUCACUAAACUUUG